UAUGGCCGGUCGGUUCCGUAGCUGUUCGCCGUGAGCGUCGUGUAAUCUGCCCUGCGGUGGAUUGUCCAACAUCCAAGAUGUCCCAGCCGUCCACCGCUGAUGAGGGAACAACCUUUGAGCACUUGUGGAGCACCCUCGAGCCAGACAGCACAUAUUUUGAGCUUCCUCAGGCAGGACACUCGGGGGACAGGGUGGCUUCCAGCAGCCUGCCCAGCAACCGCGCUGAAGUCUGCAUGGACGUCUACCACAUGAGAGACAUGAACGACAACGUCAUGUCUCAGUACAGCCUACUGAGCAGCAGUAUGGAACAAGGCUUGGGGAACAGAGCAGCGUCUACCAGUCCCUACAGCUCAGAGACCACCUCCAACGUGCCAACGCCGUCACCCUACUCCCAGCCAAACUCGACCUUCGAGGCCAUGUCUCCAGCCCCGGCCAUCCCCUCCAACACUGACUAUCCCGGGCCGCACAACUUCGAGGUCACCUUCCAGCAGUCGAGCACCGCCAAGUCAGCCACCUGGACGUACUCUCCGUUGCUCAAGAAGCUGUACUGUCAGAUCGCCAAGACCUGUCCGAUUCAGAUCAAACUGGCUUCCUCGCCUCCGAACGGCAGCGUGAUACGAGCCAUGCCCAUCUACAAGAAAGCCGAGCACGUCACGGAGGUGGUCAAACGGUGCCCUAACCAUGAACUCGGACGGGACUUCAACGAAAGUCAGACAGCUCCUGCCAGUCACUUGAUUCGAGUGGAGGGUAAUAAUCUGAGUCAGUAUGUUGAUGAUCCUGUGACCGGCCGACAGAGCGUUCUCGUUCCGUAUGAAGCUCCACAGGUGGGGACCGAGUUCACAACCAUUCUGUAUAAUUUCAUGUGCAACAGCAGUUGUGUCGGUGGAAUGAACCGCAGACCCAUCCUCAUCAUUAUCACACUGGAGACGCGAGACGGACAGGUUCUCGGCAGGCGUUCGUUUGAGGGCCGAAUCUGCGCCUGUCCCGGUCGAGACCGCAAAGCAGACGAGGAUCAUUUCAGGGAGCAGCAGGCUCUAAAUGAGAGCGUCGCCAAAAACGGAAACGCCAAUAAACGAAAUUUCAAACAGGCUCCGGUCAACAUUACAGGCCCUUCCAUCAACAUCAAGAAGAGGCGACACGGAGAAGAGGACAUGUAUUACAUACCAGUGCGAGGCCGGGAAAACUUCGACAUCCUGAUGAAGAUAAAGGACAGUUUGGAACUUGUGGAGUUUGUACCUCAACAGUUAGUGGAUUCAUACAGACAGCAACAGCAGCAGCUCCUACAGAGACAGAGCCAUGUAGCCUCUCCGUCUCCGUAUGGCACGCUCAAUAACAUGAAUAAGAUCCACGGCUCCAUCAGCAAGCUUCCCUCAGUCAAUCAGCUCGUGACCCAGCAGACCCAGCAGAGCGCAGGGCCCUCUGCGUCCAUGUCACAUAUGGGUGGGAACAUGCUGGGCGGACACCACAUGCAGUCGAACGGCGACGUGAACGGAGCGCAUGCGUCUCAGUCUAUAGUGUCAACCUCUCACUGUACCCCCCCACCUUACAACCCCGACCCCAGCCUCGUCAGUUUCUUAACCAGCCUGGGCUGCCAAAACUGCAUCGACUACUUCACAUCACAGGGACUCCAGAGUGUCUACCACCUUCAGACUCUUUCUAUGGAGGACCUUGGGGCGCUGAAGAUCCCUGAGCAGUUCCGGAUGGCGAUCUGGAGAGGCCUGCAGGACAUGAAGCAGGGCCACGAUUACGGCCAGCAGCUCAUCCGCUCCAGCAGUAACAUGGCCACCAUGGCCAUCGGCGGCGGGGGAGAGCUGCAGCGGCAGCGCGUCAUGGAGGCCGUGCACUUCAGAGUGCGCCACACCAUCACCAUCCCCAACCGCGGCGCCCCCGCCGGAGCGGAGGAGUGGGCCGACUUCGGCUUCGACAUGCCCGACUGCAGGAUACACAAGCACUCCAUCAAGGAGGAGUUCGCGGAGAGCGACGUUCGCUGAGAGGCGACGGACAGUUCGCGUUUCCAUAGAGUAGCACUUCCGUAUUUGACCACGGCGACAAAAAAAAACGAUUCGCUUUUUAUGAAGGUGAAUCAAAUGAAUCAUUUUAUUCGAUUGAUAGUCAUUUGAGGCCUUACGCUAAAAUCACAUCACGCAAAAAAAAACAAGACCCAUUAGCUAAAACAUAUUAUUAGGAUGUAGUUAUGAGCAAGCAGUGUAUGGUUUCAGAACAUUGCCUUAUUUAUUUCGGCUUGGUGUAAAUAAUUAUCGUGCAAUCAUGUAUUGAAUUACAUGUGAAGUUAUGCCCGCAGAUCAAGUGGAUUGCUUGACCCACAAAAUCAUACUUUAUAUUUACUUUUUUUGAAAGAAAAACGCAGGUUUAUCGACGCCAGACGUGUACAACUAAACCACUUUCUCAUAAAUAAGUCAUACAAAUAUAACAAUUAGUUCAUUUUACAAAAACAGCGAUGCAAACAACACCAUUUUUUAAUUAUUAGCAUUUUUUUUAAAACUAAGACACUUUUUUGAAAGUGGCGCUUUACACUGCAACUUUUUUUUUGAUUUUAUGAAUUAUGCGUUAAGUAUUAUGUUAUUGACAGGGAGACACUGGAUCAUCAUAAGGGAUGUCAGAUUUGUAAAGUUUUGUGGUAUUAGCCUUGCAGGACAAGGUUUUAUUUAUCAUGCUGAACUGAUAUAAUGUCUAUUUUUCCUUUUACCGUACGUAAUCGCCGUCUUGUUAGUUUGUUUUAAAUGUCUGUAAAUGUAUUAUUUUUUUUAUGUAAUAGUAAAUUGAUGGCUCAGACAAGGUAUUAAGGUGACAACUGUUCAUCCUAUCCAGGUGACAUUUCAUCCCCAGUGUGUAUAUGUAUAUAUAUAAUAUGAUUUUACAAUUUUAUUUUAUGAGAACAUGAAUGCAUUUUAAAAAGGAAAUGUAUUAAAUGUAUUUUUAAAAAAUCAGCAAAGCACGUCAAAUACGAAUUUUAGAAUAAAUGUGCUAAAUUGUAAAUAUAUAAAAAUUGGACUUUAAUCGAAAUAUUAUUAUUAUUAUUAUCAAUACACAGAUGAUAACCCUGGGCAACUUUUUGAGCAACACGGAUUUAAAUUUUCCAGACAGAAAUGUAAAAAGACAGAAACUUGCUCAAAAAGUAGCCCGGGGUAUUAUUAUUUAAUUUUGGGGCUGAAAAAGGACAUACCUGGAUUCAAUUUUGUGAGUUUCACCUCUGCGACACAAAAGAAGAAAAACCAUGUACUAUUUAAAAACCCAACUCCGCUUUAAUAUCCCUUUUAACAUUGCUAGCACGAAGAUGAUGAGAAAGUUUGAUUUGGUGGUUUGUAUGUAGUCAGAGGUACCUUUAUUUAACAGGCCAAUGCAUUUGUAAAUAACUAGUGUUGGCCGUGUAACUCCAUGUUGUUCACGUGACGAGAACAGAACGUUUUAAACUGGGACCCAGGAGGUUAAUCGAGGUUAAUCGAGGCCGUGGCGGUGAAAUACCGUCGUAUAGUUUAAAGCACUUUACAGCUUUAGGAUAUGGUGAACAAUGUUCUAUUCACAGUUGAUAUCAGUCAGUAUUAUGUCAUGCCGUGUCAUUUUGACAACUACAGAUUUUAGAAAUGUUUUUAAGAGUUACUAUCUUGUGUUUUCAUUAAAGAGCUGUAACGCUGUUUCUUUUUUUUUUUUUAUAUUGCCAUGUUUGAAUGAUGUAAAGUGAGUUCUUUUUUCAAAUAAAUGCUAAAGUGUGCAAAUCAAAGGGUGUUUUAAUGCGACAAAAGUGCGAUGAUACAGCAUGAUUAUAUCAUAAAAAGAAGCAAAUUAGUGUUAGUUAAUCGUGUGAUGAAUAAAAAGAAAACAUGGAUAGAGUGCAAGUCUUUAAGAAUAGAAUUAGAAUAAAAUUAGGGUUGUGCUGUCGGUUUAACUCGUUAGCUUAAUUAAUUAGUAAUAGAAAAAUAACUUGAUUUAAAUAUUUUAACACACUUCUGCCAAACCUGUGUCAUCUUGCAUUACAUACAGUUGACUUUUGACGAAUAUGAAGCAGGGCAACAACUCUAUAAAUGCAGUUGUGUGUCCUAAAAUUUAAAAUAUAGUAGUUUUUUUUUCUUAUUUUCUCAGUAUUA
Puntigrus tetrazona (Sumatra barb) is the source of this 4103-nucleotide messenger RNA. It is a transcript of the gene tp73, whose product is annotated as tumor protein p73. Gene Ontology annotation, cellular component: nucleus. Gene Ontology annotation, biological process: apoptotic process; regulation of transcription by RNA polymerase II; protein tetramerization. NCBI's taxonomy places the organism in Eukaryota, Metazoa, Chordata, Actinopteri, Cypriniformes, Cyprinidae. Gene Ontology annotation, molecular function: DNA-binding transcription factor activity, RNA polymerase II-specific; RNA polymerase II cis-regulatory region sequence-specific DNA binding; protein binding. The record is from RefSeq and is a predicted model, not a curated record.